AUGUUCCAUGGAUUGCCAAGUGAAGACCCCAUUGACCACCUUGAUGAGUUUGAUAGGCUUUGUGAUUUGACAAAGAUCAAUGGUGUCUCUGAAGAUGCCAUCAAGCUGAGACUCUUUCCUAUGUCUCUAGCUGACAAAGCUCACCAAUGGGAGAAGAGCUUGCCCCAUGGCACAAUCACCACUUGGGAUGAAUGCAAGAAGGCCUUUCUUGCUAAGUUUUUCUCCACCGGUCGCACAGCCAAGCUUAGAGGAGAGAUAUCCAGCUUCAUCCAGCGAAACAAUGAGACAUUCGCAGAGGCUUGGGAGAGGUUCAAAGGCUACACAAGUCAGUGCCCACACCAUGGAUUCAACAAUGAAUCACUACUCUCCACUCUUUAUAGAGGAUGCUUGCCUAGGUAUAGGGAGAUGCUAGACACAGCUAGCAAUGGGAACUUCCUCAACCAGGAUGUAGAUGAUGGCUGGCAACUUGUGGAGAACAUAGCUAACUCAAAUGGAAGCUAUGGAGAAGAGUAUGAUCGCACCAACCGGAGCUCGACCCACCACUCGAUCGAGUCAGACGAAAAGUUGAGAAAAGAUGUUAAGGCAUUGAAUGAGAAGUUGGAUAAGCUGAUCCUAGCUCAGUCCACAAUGAAGAAAGUCAACUUUGUGUCUGCUGAGGAGAUGGAACCAGUCCAAGAAGGGGAGGAUACACAAUUUGCUGAGGUGUGCUACAUGAGCAAUGGGCAAGGAGGUUACAACAAAGGAUACUAUAAUUACAAGUCCAACCCUGCCAUGUCAUACCGCAACACUGAUGUUGCUAACCCUCAGGACCAAGUCUAUCCUCAACAACAAGCAGCUCGAUCGAGUCAAGCCACAACAUGGCUUUCGUCUGGAGGUGGUUUCAUGUCAUUCGGACCAGCGGUUCAGAAGAUACGACGAUAUUGGUUGGACUCGACCCACCAGCUCGACCGGCCAGUUUCCAACUCGAUCGAGCUGCUUUUCCAGGAGUCAAAGUCAAACCCGAAAAAUGUUGCUUCCCUUUGA
Microthlaspi erraticum is the source of this 1023-nucleotide messenger RNA. The record is from the annotation of a GenBank genome assembly. NCBI's taxonomy places the organism in Eukaryota, Viridiplantae, Streptophyta, Magnoliopsida, Brassicales, Brassicaceae.